UUAAGGACGGAUUUAAGAAGUUCAAUUGUUUCAGAUUAAAAACUAGAAUAUAAUGGCAGAUACUAAUCAAGAAAAAUCUCAUGUGCCAGAAGAAAUGGGAACCCUCUUCAUUAUGGAUCUGCUAAGGCAGAAGAGAGAGAAAGCACUGCGUGAGAAAAAGGAUGCUAUGAUAAACAAGAUGGCCGCUGAACAGAAAAAGAAAAUGGCGGAGGGUAGAAAGGAGCCCAGUUCUAAUUUGUAUACUCCAGGGGGGUUUGUUGGUAUUGGAGCUUUAACAAGUGGGAGUCCAAAGUGGAAUGCCGGAAAGAGAAGACAAGUAGAAAACGAAGACGACAAACCGCAUGCAGUUCAGUCUGACAAUGAGAUGUUUAUUCUUGGUUUAUUGAAGGAACAAAGUCAGGAGAUAAAAGAUAGAGAUCAUAAAGAGGUAUCGGAGGAGGGGUUGGCUUGUGCUAGUGAUGUAAAUUAUAGGAAGAAGUUUGAAAGAUAGAUGUCACCCAACAACGCCAUUUUGAUUUUGUGACACCAUUUAAAGUUUAUGACGUCAUUUUGAGCUAUUGCCGCCAUAUUGAAUGUUUGACACCAUUUUGAUGCAAUAUGUUUUUUGUUCCUUAUCAUACAAUUUUUAGAAUUUGGUAAAAAUUAAUUGAAAUUUGCAUCCAACCAUUUUUGUAAUAUAAAAAUCUAUUUUUAUUCAUGUUUUCCACAACAUGUUUAGUUUGAUAGUUUUUCGUUAAAAUAUAUUUAUGAUAAAAAUUCAA
This is a messenger RNA of Eurytemora carolleeae, 761 nucleotides long. RefSeq lists its product as uncharacterized. The transcript is spliced from 7 exons. Lineage: Eukaryota; Metazoa; Arthropoda; Copepoda; Calanoida; Temoridae. The coding region runs from base 53 to 490 and encodes 145 amino acids. The record is from RefSeq and is a predicted model, not a curated record.